AAAGUGGGCUGUUCAAGAUUUUGGUGUGCAUAAUUCUCUGCCCCCCAAUCCCUCUUUACUUUGCUUCCUUCGCUGGCGGACGGAGCUCAAAUCGUUCUUUAGCUUUUUCAAUUCAACGUGGGGAAUCCUCGUACCUGACAACUCACUGUCUAAUUUCAUUCAAAUUUGCUGGAAAAAUAUUUAUUAGAAGUUGCACCUGUCGAGUCUGCUUCAAAAUACAAAGGUACACAGAAAUGAUCUUUUGAGUGCGUCGUUUAAAUGAGAUUGGAGAUGCUCCUGUCUUUGCUGCUGUGUGCCAUCUGUCUGCUCAUCCUACCGUCCUCCUCUACCCCCAGCCAAGCCUCAGAUGACUCCAGACUCCUACAGGUGACCAUCCCUACGACCCCUCCCUUAUCUGCUGUCUUGGGGGGCUCUCUUACCCUACCUUGCCUGGUGUCUCUGUCCCACCCGCCCCCCAACAUGAAUGGCCGCCACGCCGUCCUCUCCCUACCCAGGGUCAAGUGGAGCAUGCUGUCCCAGGGGCACGAGACUGAGAUCCUUGUGGCCCGAGGGGACAGGGUGAAGGUCAGCGAGGCCUACAAGGACAGAGCCUCCCUGCUCCAUUACGCUUCCUCCCCGGCCGACCUCACCCUGAGGCUGGAUGGCCUGCAGUACAACGACUCUGGCUUCUACCGCUGUGAGGUGCAGCAGGGCCUGGAGGAUGCCGACGGUGUGGCUCAGGUCAAGGUCAAAGGGGUGGUGUUCCACUACCGGGAUGCUUCCAGUCGCUAUGCCUUUACCUUUGCGCAGGCCCGGGACGCCUGUGAAGAGAUCGGGGCUCACAUCGCCACCCCAGAGCAGCUCUUGGCAGCCUACCACAGUGGCUAUGAGCGGUGUGAUGCGGGCUGGCUCUCAGACCACUCAGUGAGAUAUCCCAUCCAGAUGCCACGAGAGGGAUGUUUUGGAGACAUGGACGGGCAUCCUGGAGUGAGGAACUAUGGGCUGCUGGAACCUGAUGAGCUGUACGAUGUAUACUGUUAUGUGGAGAACAUAGAGGGGGAAGUGUUCCAUGGCUCUUCCCCCCGAAGUUUCACCCUGUGGGAAGCUAAGGCCUAUUGUCUGGCUCAGGGAGCAGAGCUGGCUACCACAGGUCAGCUGUAUGCAGCCUGGAAUGACGGACUGAAUGCCUGCAGCCCGGGGUGGUUGGCUGAUGGGAGUGUACGCUACCCCAUUGUCACUCCCAGGGAGCGUUGUGGUGGAGGGGAGCCUGGGGUCAGGACUGUCUAUCGCCAUUUGAACCAGACAGGCUUUCCAGAGGCACACACUCGCCAUGACACUUACUGCUUCCGAGGCAACAGCAACACUCACACCGAAUCUCCCCAUGAUUACCUGGCAACAGAGCCAGAGGACAUCGGCCAGGACAUUGUGACGCUGUCUGAACCUCUGGAGGAAUUCAGCCUGGGUCAGGUGACGGAGCAGGUGAUGAGCGAAGAAGUUCAGGGCUACCUGACUGCACUCCCUAUUCCAGCGGAGCAGCACCCAUCAGAGCAUAUAGAGGAGCAGGGGGCUGUCCCUGGGGAGCAGUACCCAGAGCAGGGGGCUGUCCCUGGAGAGCAGUACCCAGAGCAGGGGGCUGUCCCUGGGGAGCAUGGAGAAGAACAGGGGGUUGUUCCUGGAGAACACGGAGAGGAGCAGGGGGGUGUUACUGAGGAGGUGUACAUCAAGGAGGACGGAGGGGAGCAGGAGGCUGUGCCUGGGCAGCACAGAGAGGAACAGGGGGUUCAUCAUGGGGAGCAGUACCCAGACCAGCCUGGAGAGGAGCAGGGGGCUGUCGAUGGCCCGGGCCCUACUGUAGUCUAUCACGAGGAGCUACCCUUUCCGGUUGAACCCCAAGACUCAUUCACCCCCACAUCCUUCCCCCAAGACCUAGAGCCCACAGAGGACACCCGGCAGCUGGUGAAAGAGGUCAGCAACCCAGAAUCAUAUCAGCCUGCCCCUGAGGAGGUAAACUUAGAUUCAAACUACCCAGUCACACCCUAUGAUGAGCUGAAUGCAAACCCAACACUGUAUCCACCUUCUCCCGAGACAAAUUAUGAAUCAGAUGAUCUUACAACUGCUCAUGAAGACAACAUUGGUAUCCCCGAUCCCUACCAGCCCUCGUUAGAGUCAAACAUGGAAUCAGGAGAGCCCUCUAUAGAGAGUGUACCAGGGACUGCUCUGGAGGCCCCCGUGCCCACCACAGCAUAUGAGGAGGUGGACAGGUCCAGUGAUCCACAUCCCAUGCCUGGCACAACCCCUGAGAGUAGUGAGUCUCAGUAUGGUAUUUCAGAGGAAAGCCAUCUGCAAACAGGGAUCACCCAGGAGACCGAACACUACACUUUUACCUCUGAGACCACAGGCUCUAAUGUAUCAGGAGUUGAAGCCACUACUAGUUCUGACAGCUCUCCAGAGGAGCAACUGGAAAGCGGGCUGCCCAUACCUCCUGAGGAAGACCACUCCGGAGAUGAGCAUGCCAUCCAGGUGGAGCAUGUCACGGACCCGGUCUACCCAAGCACCUCUUAUGACCUCUCAGGAGGGUCCAUCAGGCCUGAGGGAGCCAUCACUGGGGGUGUCGAGGAUACAUCUGUAUCUUCCACUUCACCUCAUGAGGAAACGGAGCUCUUCCCUGACCAGUCCACCACUCAGCCUCCAUACUGGGAGAACACACCUGAAUACCACCGAACCAACUCUGUGGACCACAGUGCCAGUGUCCUUCUCCCUGAGGAGCAUACCACAUCACUGGACUCAUUGGUCCUCCAGACAGGGGAGAACAGUGGCUCUGCUACUGCUGAGUCAGGAGACCUGGCUACCCUAAGCCCAGUGGAGAUGGACCCCUAUGAACUGAUCCCUACCUCUGAAUAUGCUUAUGACCCCACUCAGGAGCAGUCUGGUGUCACGUCACCCGACUCCUCUACCCUAGAUGACCAUGUGGAGCAGGAGGCAGGAGGCACAGUGGACUCAUUACCAGAAGUUUCCAAUGGUUCCACUGACCAGGAUGAGCACACUGACCUGAGUUCAGUUCCAACUGACGAAGUCCUUACAGUUAUUUAUGACACUGACUCUAGUGAAGCCUCUGGGGUCCACAAGGGAAUGCUUGACAUUACCCUUUUGACAUCCCCCAUACCUAUAACCUAUUCCCCCCCGACCCAGCGUUCCGUGGAAGCAGGGGCCAGCUCCCCAGGUGACUUCAUAACCGUCAUCCCAGAAUCCAGCGUUCCAUCUGGGUUUGAACCCCUGGAGGAAGGGCUGGAGAAGGUGGAGCAAGAGGGGUUGGGUGAAGUCCCAGAAGUAGUCGAAACUACUACCCCAGAGACAGCUUCUGGUGAGGAGGUGAGUGGAGAAGAGGAGAGUGGUCAGGAGGUGAGUGGAGAAGAGGAGAGUGGUCAGGAGGCGAGUGGAGGCAAGGAGAGUGGUCAGGAGGCGAGUGGAGGCAAGGAGAGUGGUCAGGAGGCGAGUGGAGGCAAGGAGAGUGGUCAGGAGGCGAGUGGAGGCAAGGAGAAUGGUCAGGAGGCGAGUGGAGGCAAGGAGAGUGGUCAGGAGGCGAGUGGAGAUGAGGAGAGUGGUCAGGAGGCGAGUGGAGGCAAGGAGAGUGAUCUGAAGGUGAGUGGAGAUGAGGACAGUGACCAGGAGGUGAGUGGCCAAGAGGAGGUGGAGUCCGGCCUAGGAUCAGGAUCAGACGAGGAGCACUCUGAAUCUGCUGAAUCUGGAGAAAGCUCAGGGAUCCUUGAACCAGAAGUCCCAUACAUGAAUGAAACUGUCAUUCCCAUCAAUGGCACAACUGUAAACAGCACAGAUGAAAGCGAGCCUGAGUCGAGCACAGAUGCGCCUUCUACUGAUAUGGAAAUCACGCUGCUCUCUGACUUGUCCCAGACCCCCCUGCCCUCCCCCACCAUACCCCAAGAGUCCCGGGCUGAUGUGAAACUGGAGUACAGUGGGGAGACCUCACUCACUGAGGACCCUGACUCCUUUACUCCACUCACUAAUGAGCCUGAGGAGACCCCCAGCCCGACGCCCACCACAGAGGACUACGAUGACCAGACUACGACGGCAGCACCCCUAUAUCCAAAGGACGUUGAUGAGGAGAAACUGAUUACCAUUCCUACUACUCCAAGAUUUGGGAACAUUUCAGAUUCCUGCCAUGAGAAUCCUUGUUAUAACGGGGGAACAUGUGUUGACAGUGGGUCUUCAACCAAGUGCCUUUGCUUGCACACCUAUGGAGGAGACAUGUGCCAGACAGACUUGGAGGUGUGUGAGCCGGGUUGGGAAAAGUUCAUGGGCUUCUGUUACCGACAUUUCACCAAGCGCCAGGGCUGGGAGGUGGCAGAGCAGCACUGUCGUAUGUGUGGCGGUCAUCUGAUCUCGGUCAUGACCCCUGAGGAACAGGACUACAUUAAUGAUAAGUACAGAGAGUACCAGUGGACGGGACUGAAUGACAGGACCAUAGAGGGAGACUUCCGCUGGUCUGACGGGAAUCCUCUGUUGUAUGAGAACUGGUACCGGGGCCAGCCGGACAGUUACUUCCUGUCUGGAGAGGACUGUGUGGUGAUGGUAUGGCAUGACGGGGGGCGCUGGAGCGAUGUGCCCUGUAAUUACCACCUCUCCUACACCUGCAAGAAGGGCACCUCUUUCUGUGGCCAACCCCCCAUCAUUGCCAAUGCCAAGGUGUUUGGUAAGUCGCGUCUGCGCUACGAGACCAACUCCAAGGUGCGCUACUACUGUGAAGAAGGAUUCCUCCAGACACAGAACCCCGUAAUUAAGUGCCUAUCCAACGGCCAAUGGGAGGAGGCUCUGAUCACCUGUCACCCUGCCCUGACUAACUUGGCAGAGGGAGAGCAGAAGGUCACGACGCCACCCUAUCAGAACGAGGGGGUGGAGGUGGUGGACACAGCCACGGAGAAAGCCACUUCAGAGUUCUGGGACAUCAAGUGGAACUAAUAAGCUCAUCAAACUCAAUAUGCCCCUUCCCUCUGCCCCCUUCCCUGGAAUCCUAUGUUCCACUCAAAGACUGUCCAACCUUGUCCCUCCAACAAGGUGGAGCCUUGUAAAAUAAAUGUUCUCCCUGAGAACGAGUCAUCACAUUCCUGUCACCAGCUCUUUCCAGAAUAAACCCAUUUAGAACAUCAACAGACUUGAUCGAUCACACUUACAAUAAGAGUACAUCCCAACAUAAGGCCACUACUAGAGGAAAUUGAUCACAUUUGCACAGUACAGUGUGUCAUUGGAAUGAGCUUUAACGAAGAUGUCCCAUCCAUCAUUGGGCUUGUUUGUUGCAUGUGAUUGUUGACUAGUGAAAUACUUCAAUGUCCACCUGUGUUACAACACUGUUGCAUUACUGUAUUUGACUGCCAGUAACAUGUAUUAUGACAUGUUUAUGAUGGUAUACAGUAUGAUUUUGAUGGAGAGUUUUUGUAAAGUGCAACCUAAAUCUCAACCUCAGCUGGUCUGACAUUAACUGAAGCCACUUUCCCACUCUCUGCCACAAAGACAGAAUUAAGAUUUCCACUUUUGUAUGCUUUUGUAUAAGAAGAUCUCCUUAUCAAUCCACAUCUUCUCAAUUCCCACAACCCAAAGCAUUUUCUCAACAUGUCCUCUUAUGUGCUUCUUUGUUUUUCAGGUGUCUUAAACUUUAGACCCAAUAUUAGAAGCCGAUAUCCACUUUAAAAGUACUUGGUUUGAGAAUAGCCAGAAUCCAAAGUUUGUUAUUUUAAAACGUAAUCCCUAAAAUACUAGGAAGAACAUGUGAAAAUGUCCACAAUGGUAUUUCAAUUUUCAUGCAUCAAUUACAUCAUUGUCUUAGUUCCAGUGGAAGUACUACUUUACGUUGGUAGUGUUUAACUGUAAUCAAAUAAUUCUAAUUGCUAAUCCCAUUUGUGACUGCACAAUUACACAAUGAACUUGUUAUGAAAGAAAAAAAGGUCAUUGUAAAACGAAUCACAACUUAAUUUUGUUAAUGUAGUCUGAGUUAUUGGAUAAUAGAAAAUAAAUUACUAAUAAAACGAUUACAAUGUAUUUAUCCA
Messenger RNA from Oncorhynchus keta (chum salmon), 6035 nucleotides. Its product is annotated as brevican core protein-like. Lineage: Eukaryota; Metazoa; Chordata; Actinopteri; Salmoniformes; Salmonidae. The record is from RefSeq and is a predicted model, not a curated record. The transcript has 14 exons. Gene Ontology annotation, biological process: cell adhesion. Gene Ontology annotation, molecular function: hyaluronic acid binding. Bases 259 to 4953 code for a protein of 1564 amino acids.